Molecule: messenger RNA, 2012 nt
Organism: Thlaspi arvense
Lineage: Eukaryota; Viridiplantae; Streptophyta; Magnoliopsida; Brassicales; Brassicaceae
Source: the annotation of a GenBank genome assembly
AAGAAAAACAUGAAAAAGUGUUUUAUGUAGAAAAUCAGAAUCUAGAACGCUCGUUGGACUUACCUCAGCCUCAACGUCAUUGGCUUGACGCAUACGCAUAUAAUAAACAACUUGGUUAUAUUAUAUAUACAUAGCAUUUUCAUCCUGCAACUUCAGUUCAUCAUCUAACGAUUUCUCAAAGUAGUGCGUUUAUGAGUGAAACAGAGAUACCAGCAGUGGCGGUUGCGGCUGCGAUUGUGGUGGUAACUGCGGUUGCGGUAUGGAUAUGGAAAGGCCUGAAUCUGGCUUGGCGUAUACCGAAGAAACAUGAGGCUUAUCUAAAGAGACAAGGUCUCUCUGGAACUCCUUUCACCUUUCUUGUCGGAGACGCUAGAAGGGAAGCCAGUAUGGUGGAGCAAGCAAAGUCCAGAGCCAUAAAACUAACCGACGAUUACACGCCACGUGUCAUGCCUCUGAUAUUACAGACCGUUAAGGAUCAUGGGAAGACAUCUUACAUGUGGACGGGACCCAUAGCGAGUGUGAUUGUGACGAAACCAGAACACAUCAAAGAAGUUCUAAACAGAGUUGAUGAUUUCCCGAAGCCGCCAUUGCACCCAAUCGUUGAGCUUUUUGCGACUGGAGUCGCGGUGUAUGGAGGAGAGAAAUGGUCUAAGCACAGGAAGAUUAUAAACCCUUCUUUUCAUCUAGAAAAGCUCAAGAUUAUGAUACCUGCGUUCUACGAGAGCUGCAGCGAGAUGAUAAGUAAAUGGGAGAGAUUGGUUGGUGAGGAAGGAUCAUCGUUGAAUGAGAUCGAUGUUUGGCCAUACCUUAGCGAUGUAACCUCAGAUGUAAUCUCGCGUACUGCGUUUGGUAGUAGCUACGAGGAAGGUAAGAGGAUCUUUUUGCUUCAAGAAGAACAAGGCCGGCGAGUUUUAAAAGCUUUUGAGAUGGCUUUCAUCCCUGGAAUGAGGUUUCUACCGACAAAGAACAACGUGAGGAUGAAGCAGAUAGACAGAGAAGUGAAGUCUAGACUGAGAGAGAUCAUCAUGAAGAGACAGAGAGCUAUGGAAGCAGGAGAGGCUCCAAAGAAUGAUCUGUUGGGAAUACUACUUGAAUCGAAUUCUUCUGGAGAUAACGGGAUGAGUACCAAAGAUGUGAUAGAAGAGUGCAGGCUGUUUCACUUUGCGGGCCAAGAAACCACUGCGAAUCUUCUCGUGUGGACAAUGAUUAUGCUGAGCUAUCACCAGAAAUGGCAAGAUCAAGCUAGAGAAGAGAUCUUCCAAGUCAUUGGAAAGAACAACAAACCUAACUUUGAUGCACUCUCUCGCCUCAAAAUAAUGAGCAUGAUCUUGAACGAGGUGUUGAGGCUAUACCCACCAGGGAUUCUACUUGGUCGAACCAUAGAGAAAGAAACAAAGCUUGGUGAGGACAUGACGCUUCCAGGUGGUGCACAAGUAGUGAUUCCUGUGCUUAUGGUUCAUCGUGAUCCCGAGCUCUGGGGAGAAGAUGCUCAUGAGUUUAAACCCGAGAGAUUCGCAGAUGGGAUCGCAAAGGCCACGAAGAACCAAGUCUCGUUUCUUCCGUUUGGAUGGGGACCAAGAUUCUGUCCUGGCCAGAAUUUCGCUCUCAUGGAAGCUAAGAUGGCUCUUGUCUUGAUUCUGCGGAGAUUCUCCUUCGAGCUGUCUCCAUCCUACACUCACGCACCUCACACCGUUCUUACGCUUCAUCCUCAGUUUGGUGCUCCCUUGAUCUUCCACAUGCUCUGAUAUCCCUAAUUCGAAGAUCCUCUGUAUUUUAUUUUUUAAGAUUCAAGAUUCAGUAGCAUGUGAAUUCAUGGGAACUCAUGUGAAUUCUUCUACUACGAAAUUCUCAUGACUUUCAAUUUUUCCAGAAUUUUCGGUAACUUUUUUUUCUUAAUAAGAAAAUCGUAUCGAAGGUUGGAGUUGGACCUUUUAAAAGUCCAAAACGGAUUCUACAUUUGGGCCUAAAUAGUCUACUGAGGCCCAUAUGUUCUUUCCCUUGCGUAAUCCAUA